CGGUUUAGUACUACCUUUCAGUGAGUGGAUGACUUGCAUCACUUUUCUUCAGUUUUCACUCGGAGCUGAGAUUCCGAGCAAAAAGGCACAAAAGAGACAGGAACAACCAACAACAAACAAACAACAAACAGACAACAAACAGCAACAUCUGGAGUGUUGCCGUUGUCAAUCAUUUUCCGAGUAGCUGAGGAACGAAAGCUGAUCAUAAACCGAUCUGCUCAUUCAAUUUUAGAAGUGCUUUUCUCUCAACCAACCAGAAACCAUUCUGUUCUCUUUCAAAUACAGGCUUCCUCACGCAUUAUUGACGCCGUCGACGAUAGUCCAUCCCAAACCCCAAGCCACCCUUUCCAGAGGAUCGGAGAUUCCUGAGAGAGUUUCCGAGGAGAAAGAGUUGAGGCAGAGCUGGAGGAGGAGAACUCCCCAAGGAUAAGGACCAUGAGCGAUCGUCCCGCUGAAACAGAGUAUUCGGCGCUUCAGGCACUGCUACAGAUUCGCUCGAACUCUUCUCAAGGCGAAGGAAGUGCCGCUGGAGAAAAUGGCGCCAGCGAUGGCACCACCAGAGGUGCCAAUGCCACCCAAACUGUGUCGGCCAGUAGUGCGGCUGCUAAUGCGGGCAACUUGGCCAACCUGUUGCGAAUGAAUGCUGAUAACGCUACCCUUUUCCAACAGACUGCUCAGGUGUCUCUUAACCCAACGCAGCUGGCAUCUUUGAGAGCUGCCGCGGCGAACACUCUUGGCCGAAGCAACCUGCUCCAAGCGGCAGCCUUUCGGAACCAAUCCUUGUCGAUGGCAGCAGCUGCUGCUGCUGUAGCUAGUCGACCCACUGCGGCCGCUUUGCAUCAUCACAGUCCUCUAUUUGCGGAUGCCAUGGCACGAGAUCCCUCCCUGGCAGCAGCCGCGGUAGUGGCAACAGCGCCCUUGGCUCCCACUCUGGACCUGCCUCGAUCACCAGCACUGUCCCCCAUCAGACAAGCCACUGCAGGGAGAGCCAUGGUUUCAGGAGGAAGGAGCCCAGUCGUCGCACCACGUGUGGCCCCAAUAGCAGCCAGACCGCCAGAGAUUGCUCCUGGCACCCCCGCUGCUUCCCAACAAGACCAGGCCGAGAUCAAGGUCCGAAAGGAUGAAGUGGAGGCAGCUCUAAGAUCCAAACCUCAGCGUGGCCGAAAGAGAGAGAAUCUCAAUGCGGAGGAACGAUUGGAGUUGACGAGGACGAGAAAUCGUGAACACGCCAAGAGCACUAGGAUUCGUAAGAAGGCCAGAUAUCAGGAGCUCCUGGAUACCGAGCAAAAGUUUCUGGAAUUUCAGAAUGAGGCGGAAAUAAAAGGAAAGCGCAGUGGUUCCAUGAUGAAGUUCUUAGAUGCUCGUGCUCGAAUGCUGAAUGAAGCUCUGACCAAGAGACACCAGCAUGACGACGAGACUGAAGAAGCCAAGAACAAAUCAAACGAGACUCGCGCCGUCAGCUUCGACCGAGCCGAAGAUGAAGUGAAAUUGGGAGCCGAACCACAAGACAAGGCGAUACAAAAUUUGACGCAUGGACUGAGUGAGAUUCUGGAAGACGUGAAAACCUUCAGGUUUGAAACUUCAGUGGGUGAUAUCCUGGCACACGAUCACGUCGCCAUGUCCCAAUUUGAUGAUUUUGUUGCUGGACGAUUUGACGAGCUGUUGGGGAGAGGUUCUUCGUAUCGAUUCAGUUAUCGUGUUAUUGGGUCAGAAGACGGGGUUGCUCUGAACAAGGAUGGAGCUGGCUUUGCAAAGGUGGAUCUCGUUGCCAGCGAGCCAUCCGACGCUGUAGCGUUUCCAAAGGAAAAUGACAAGAUACUGCAGUCGUCUGUGGUGUAUUUCCAAUUCGCCAAGGAUUCGCCUCUGCUUAGCUCGGUAUGUUGGUGUGUACUGAAGGACGUUUUGGAUUCCUCGUCUUCCAUCGGAGGCAAGAGCGAGUCCACCGCCAAGGAAAGCCUUGAGUCCCAAACGGUAUACCCAAGCGUUGUAUCUUUCGACGAGAAUCAUCGUGACAAGUCGAGGGAAAUGGCCGUCUUGGGGACAGCCCAGCACGCGCAAGGAAGCAGUGACCAUGCGCAGGAAGAGAAUCCGGGCAUGAGCAUUUGAGCUGGUCUUGAAAAGGACUUCCGAGAUAUUUUUGUGUGGUCUCGAAUUUUAAUGAAUUUAUAUUGACUGACAUGCAUCAGGGUAGAUUCUCCGAGGGCUUGCACAUGCUGCCUUGGCCAUGAACGAGUGGCACAGAUGUGCGAUCAAUUUUCUCCUGGUUUUGCCCGAAUGGGAUAUUGUGCAUAUUGUUUUUAAAAACACGGUAGAGAAAUAGACACGUAUAAGAUAAAAGAGUUCAUGUCACCUCGUCAUACAGUGCCUUGCGUUUUUGCCCUGUCUUGUUGGAAGAAGUGGAACUACAAUUGACGGCUCUAUGCCCCUUCUCGAGACACAGGUGGCAAUGCUCGUGGUCCAAAGGACAAUUCGCUGCUUUUUUGCAUCCUUUCGGGUCGUAGUUGUGAUAGCGGCACACUGGUUUUGUUGCGUCCAGCGGCGACAUUACAAGGGGCGCUUGCAGAGGAUGUCGAGGAAGUUUGGUGGUGUUGACUGACUCCAUUUUGGCAUGGAACCAUGUCGAACCGUUCCGAACGACGCCAUAAUCCUCAAUGACAUCUGAUGACGAAUUGUCUUUGUUGCUGAUUGUUGAUGAAAUAUCCUUUACAACUUCCCGACUUUUCACCACUAGAACUUUGACUUGAGGGAACGACUCCAGGACCCAAGACAUCAUUUCGAGGACUCCUUUUUCCUCCCGAUUUCCACCAAUGUCCAGAAAGACUGCUGCAGGUCCCUUGGGAUUAAACUUUCGAGCCACAUCCAUGGCUCGCUUGGGAUCUGAGAGGGCAUCCAUUUUGCAAGCAUGCCGUAAUAUCUUGAGGUCCAUUUUCUGCAGCGCAGCAGAGCUAGUUUCAAUCAUGUCGUUGGAAGAGUCGAAUCCAACCCAAGAGCGGCCAUAUCGACAGAGAAUCACGGAUGCCUCUCCUGUGGAGCAUCCGAUCUCCAACACGUCAUCCGUCUCGCAAAUUUGAGACGCAGCCAGGUGGCGAUAAGGAAUGGUGUCUGGGGUCAAGAUGAUGGAUUGGUCGCCAUGGGACUGGGUGAAAACUGGUACCAAACGUUUGCAAGAGACGUACUUCUUCCUUCGGUUACCAUUGUUGGUGUCGCCGCUCUCCCAAAAUUCAACCCACACGUGAUCUUUGGCAUCUGGCAUUGGCUCCACCACUGUUCCUCGUUUGCCAUCCUCUUUGGCGCUCUUGGGGCGGAAAAACACCACAUCCCCCAACGAGAAAGUGCGUGGGGAGGUACGCGGAAAAAUUCUCCAAAUUCUACCGCCAUUACCGGUAUCAUUGGGUAGCUUGGCAGUCUCGAUAGUAGUAGCACUCAUGAAUGAUCGUUGGAACAGGGUUGGAUCCAGGUCGUUGCUCCCUUUGGGCAAUACAAAUGAGUUGCUUGACAAGCCACCAAGCCAUCAGAAUAAUGACAUCAAAACAAAAGGAUCGUCAUUGGCUCUUUGGCAUCAGUGUGUCAGAAAGCAAAACAUUCUGAACGUUCCGAAA
Molecule: messenger RNA, 3599 nt
Organism: Seminavis robusta
Lineage: Eukaryota; Bacillariophyta; Bacillariophyceae; Naviculales; Naviculaceae
Source: the annotation of a GenBank genome assembly